AUGGCCAGUAACUUCCUACGAUCACCCCAGGGGUGGAGCAGUCCAUCCCAGGACAGAGCACCUUUCCUGCAGAUGGUCCAUGCCCAUGAGUCCCAACCGACCGACCAAACGUGGGCUCAGCGUGAAUUCCUCCUGCCCAGUGAGUCCUGGGAGUUGCCUGGCUUCACCCCACAAAGCUACCACCAUCUGGCCCUGAAGCCACCACCCCGCACAAAAUCUAAGUUCAAGGUGCACCAGCAAGUCCUCUACCCUUGCAAGGAUACGAGCCAGCACACCUGGGGCUUCCACACGUGGCUCGAUGUGGGGCGUUUGCCCCCCACCUUUCCCACCCGGCCAGACAAGCCCUAUGAUAGCAAUGUCUGGCGCUGGCUGACCAACCCCAACGCCCACCGUUGCCCCCCAGCAGAACCCCCCGUCCCCCCUCCCUCCCUGAUGGGCCCAAACAACUUUCUGGCCUUCAUCAAAUGUACUCCGAUCUUCUUGGACACGAAAAGGAAGAACCAGGUCAUUUGUAGGACAAUGAAGGAGCUCAAAGAGAUGGAGAAACUCAAGCUGAGGAGUGAAGCAAGGGCACCACCCCUUGAUACCAAUGGCAACAUCCUGCCCCCAAAGAACUUCAAGAAGUACCGGCACUUUUCAGCUGGGGGAAGGUUUGAACCCCGAGGCUUCCAGCUCAUGCCCAACCCACUUCCCAAUGAUUUAGCCAAGAGCUGGCCCUGCCCGAAUCCUCUGCCUCAUUACCAGGAGAAGGCGCAAAAGCUGGCACUCUUGCCCAGCGCGCCCCUGAGCCGGGACCUUGUGAACAACUACCAAAGCCUGUUGCAGGAUCGGGUGGCCGUGCCGCUCUACUCUCUCUCCAAGGCAAAGUUUUUCAUAAGGAUGAGCAAGAGAAGACCCGGAUACACCUAG
Messenger RNA from Condylura cristata (star-nosed mole), 909 nucleotides. RefSeq lists its product as uncharacterized. Lineage: Eukaryota; Metazoa; Chordata; Mammalia; Eulipotyphla; Talpidae. The coding region runs from base 1 to 909 and encodes 302 amino acids. The record is from RefSeq and is a predicted model, not a curated record. The transcript has 3 exons.